AGAGCAGUGCCGGGAAAUACAGCAGUGGAACUCCACUGGUCCUGAUGCUGGGGAUGAUUUCAGUGUUUGAACUAUGUUAAUCUACGUGAGUGUUUCCCAUCCUCUCUUCCUCAUUUGGGCUAACAUCAGCAGCACUCCGAGCCAAGAGAUCUUGUUUAUGAGUGUCUCUUUGGACCACUAGACCCCAGGUGAUUGUGGGAUUUGUCAGCACCGGGGUUUAUUAUUACUUUUUUUUUUUUUUUUUUUGAUGAUUUACACUGCGUUUCCAGGGAGGGAGGAUCCUAAAAGCUGACUGUUGGGUUUUUUUGUUUAUCUUCUGUCAAGCACGUAUCCGAUCCUGUUUUCUGCUUCCACUGCUCACUCCUUAAGGGACACGAAAGCCCCUAGUCUUUCACAAUGAAGUUCAACUUGUUCAGACAGCCUCAGGCUGUUGCCGCUGCAGAGCCGACAAGUGCCACCACUGUGACAAUGGCUCCCUCCCCGGUCUCAGCCUCCACCUCUGCACCAGAUACUUCAGGCUCCAACAACACAGAGAUCAGCAAGAAUGACAUGUUUGAGGAGAUUAAAAGCAAAUUCUUAAAUGAAAUCGAUAAAAUCCCACUUCCUCCAUGGGCUUUGAUUGCUAUCGCUGUGGUGGCAGCAUUGCUCGUCCUCACUUGUUGUUUCUGCAUAAUCAAAAAAUGCUGCUGCAAGAAGAAGAAGAACAAGAAAGGAAAGAAGGGCAAGGAUGGAUUUAACAUGAAGAACAUGCAGGGUGGUGAGAAACAACAGGACGACGAUGAUGAAGAAGAAGGAGAGACCGGAAUGACAGAGGAGGAAAAAGAGGAGGAGGAGAAAGAACAAGAAAAACUGGGAAAACUCCAGUACUCCAUAGAUUAUGACUUUGAGAACACUAAGCUGACAGUUGGCAUUCUUCAAGCUGCAGAUCUCAUGUCAAUGGACUCCGGUGGAACCUCUGAUCCUUAUGUCAGGGUCCUUCUCUUCCCUGACAAGAAGAAGAAGUUUGACACAAAGGUGCACAAGAAAACUCUGAAUCCUGUCUUCAAUGAGACAUUUGUUUUCAAGGUGCCCUAUGAGGAACUGGGUGGUAAGAUUCUGAUGAUGUCAGUGUACGACUAUGACAGAUUUUCCAAACAUGACGUCAUUGGGGAAGUGAAGAUUCCCAUGAAUACCAUUGACCUCGGACGUCCUAUUGAAGAAUGGCGGGACCUUGAGAGCGCCGACCAAGAGGAGCCUGAGAAACUUGGAGACAUCUGCAUCUCCCUCCGUUACGUCCCCACUGCUGGAAAACUCACAGUCUGCAUCCUGGAGGCAAAGAAUCUGAAGAAGAUGGAUGCCUGUGGCUUGUCUGAUCCCUAUGUGAAAAUCCAGCUACUGCAGGGAGGAAAGCGUCUUAAGAAAAAGAAGACAACUGUGAAGAAGAACACCCUGAACCCGUAUUACAAUGAAUCAUUCAGCUUUGAAAUCCCACUGGAACAGAUGCAGAAAAUCUUGGUAGUUAUCACAGUGUUUGAUUAUGACAAGAUAGGUAAGAACGAUGCCAUUGGGAAGAUCUUUGUUGGUAGCAAGGCUACCGGCUUGGGUCUUAAGCACUGGUCAGACAUGCUGGCUAAUCCGCGCCGCCCCAUCGCCCAGUGGCACCCAUUGCAGCCAGAGGAGGAUAUUGAUGGUCAGCUUGCAGCGCUGGCAGCAAAGAAGUAACAAGCCUCAUCAACCAGCUAUUGCUCUUACUCGGAAAAUCAUCCCUUCUUUGCAUGAAUCCUAUGACUUAUCAAAUGACUACUUGUCAUAAAUCUUGCUCAGCAAAAAGAAACAUCUUAGGAUAACGUCGUAUACACAAUUAAGUUGAUGGAAACUCUUUUCAAGCAUCCAAUCUCAGUUUGUGGCAAGAAAAUAGUGAUGAGUUAUUGGGUCAGUAGUUCAUGAAUGAUCAGUUUUUGGUCUUUUUUGCUCUAAAGAAGCUGAUUUACAGGGUGCUGAAAAUGGGUGAAAAUAAUGUUAAAGACAAUGCUGGAUCAAAAGCUUUAGUUUAGUUUAUGGAGCAUGCUUUACUUACCUCCCCUCUGCUCUGCGCACAGCAUACCUAGUAUUGUAUGUUGCUUAUAAGUGUGCUAUGCCCUGCAAUAGAAAGUGUGAUAGUGUGGAGCAAAGGGCUGGUUUGCAUCCAUUAGCAUUAAUAGAUUUAUUUAGAAUAAAUCCAGUUGAGGUCACUGAGUACAGCAAAUAGUGCUGCAGUUUUUUUUUGUUGAGAUUUUUAUGUCAACAUUUAAUACGCAAGGCAAUUCACCACUCUUAACAAGAAUGACAAGAGAAUUGACAUUUUUUGCUCGUUUGUUUUGCCAUAAAGACACCUCUAUGCAUUUAGGAUAAACACACAGAUGGCAGAUCAGACGCAAAAUGGGAGAAUGAGUGUGCCUUCCUGGUGAAUAAAUGUUGAGACAUGCAUUGUUUAUGUCCUAGAGGCUGAGCCUUAUUGAAAAGUUUUGAAGGCGCCAUCUGAAUUAAGGCUUGAGCUGUGCCGACCAUAUGGGUAUAAAAAAUUCUUAUCUAUGAAAGAAUACAGACACCAGAGAGAUUACCAUUUAUGCUCAAAUACAUUUGGUUUAUUUUCAAAUGCUGCUUUUGCAAACUUGUUUUAUUUUGUUGUCCUUUUUUUGUCUUUGGUUGAUGUGUUGUACUUUAACCUACACCCUGUCAAAAGCAAAAUGUUUUCAUAUAGAAGGGGAUUAGAAACGUAAAAUAUAGCCUCUUUUUUAAAUGAAUGUGAAUUUGUGUGUAAAAUUCAACUUUGUAGGCUAUUAACAUGGUGACUGCUGCAUCAUACAGUGCACAUAUCCUUGUCCUAAACCAAAAAGAGCUGCAGAUUUUAGCAUUCAUCAUGCUUCACAGCAAAAUAUGCUAAUGGAGAUGCUCAGUCAGAAUCUUUAUUAACAGCUUAUCAUAGAGAAGCUAAGUCUGUGUUAAUCUACAGAGGUCUGACCCCCCUGCCAAAGUACUUCUAAUACAACAUUGUGUGUAUUAAUCAUUACAAAAACUAAUUUUGAAAUUUUAAAACCAGUGAAUUUUUAAUAAUAAACUAUUUUACAUCAUGACAUUUAAUGAAUUAGGUCCAAUAUCCUCGUUUUCUUCCCAGCCGAAAAUAUGAAGUUGUGUGGUAUUAAAAGUGUUCUCCUUCAAACAACUGUCAGAUAUAAAAAUUUAGCAAAAUGGAUAAAUACAUAAGAAAAAUAGUAUAUGUUUAGACUUAGUAGUUUAGUGAUUUCAAUAUUAAAUUCCAAAAACACAGUAGGAGAGUUCAGUUGAUUUGAACAGUUUCUUUAGAAGAAUUUUGUUUUUAUAUUUGAAUUAUUUAAAUAAUGUUGACCAGCAGAGUGCAAUUGAGUCCAUCCACAGUGCUUCCAUCUGCUGCAGAAAUUAUGCAUUAUGCCUAGCUGUUAAAAGUCUACAGCAUGUAAUUACAAGACGAUGUAAAUAUUAGCAUGAUUUAAAGAGAAUCUAUAACUAUGAUGUGUAUGUGUGUGUUUGUGUUCAGUGUACUUUUUGAUAAUAAAAUGGAGUAAAAACAAACGUAUGCACUGACUGAAAAGUGUAUGUAUUUUUUCCUCACUGAGACUGAGUGUAUGAUUGAAUAAUCUGAUUUAAUAGGUUAACAGUGUGUUUGUUUUGUGUAAUAAUUGUUCAAACUUCCAAAGUUUAAAAAUAAAUACUGCAUGAAUGUGUUUUAUUUCCAUUGUUUUAUGUGUGUUAUAAUAUAUUCUGACUGAAAAUCAGUUAAUGUUCAUUUCUAAUAGCACUGUGUGUUUGUCACUAAGCAGUAGACUGUAUAUAUUUUAAACCCCUUUGCCCCAGUGUACCCCUAAGUGUUUCCAUUGUUCAUUCCUGCCAAAUGAAAGUCAGACACAGAAAAAAAGUCUUGUAGCUCCUUAUCCCACAUUAAUCUACCUAACCUUCUGUUUUUGUGUUUGAAUAUUACAUAAUAUUAUUCAUUUUGUAUUCCUAAUACAAUGUUUGGUUCUGUUAAAGAUUAUCACAUCAUAUUGGUCUGGCUGUUCUCUUGCUCAGCAUGAGUCUUCUCAUCUCAAAUACCACUCUCUGAAUGAAAAGCCUGUUUUCUAAUGGUUUGCAAUGAGAUGAGAUGGUGUUGCUCCACUUCUGCAUGCUUUGAUUUGUGUCUCUCCAAUUAUUUUCUGUUGUUUUUUUUUUUCAAACUUCACUAGUCUUACUCAUUGAGAUAUAUAUUUUAAUAACAAUUAGACUAUCUCUAUUCAUCUAAGGAACAAAGAGAAUGAUAAAAUAUUAAUUUGCAAGUUGCUUCUUUGUGAAGAGACACCUCAUUAGAAGCGUCUCUAAUAUGUGUCAACGCUUUUUCCUUCAUUUUAUCUUGCAUUUCUUAAGACCAAAAUUGUGUAAUUAGGUUCCAUUGCUCAAAAUGCAGACAACAAAAUCCCAUGUCUUCCUGCGUCUCUCAAGCACAGAGCAGACCCAAACAUUCACAAUGCAAUACUGCCAACGUUCUUUUCAGAUUCGACCAUCUUCUGUCAGCAUAACAUCCAACACAGAACUUACCAUCAAGCAUAGACAAGGGGAAUCCUUGUCUCUCUUCACUCUUGCUUUGGUCUACUGUAGAAGAGUAAUAAUAGAUGUGCCUUUUUGUGACAUGCAUGAUUUUGUUUAAUUGAAAAGUCAUUUUUGCAGUAACAGAAAGACUAAAAGAAACGCGUAAAAAUGAAUUAACUCAAGUAGAUAAUAAAACUCAAGGAAGAAAGGACAUACCUGUGUGUUGUCAAACUGUAAUCACAGCAAAUAAAAACGUUUUGUGUA
This is a messenger RNA of Xiphophorus maculatus (southern platyfish), 4821 nucleotides long. RefSeq names its product synaptotagmin-2-like (gene syt2b). The coding region runs from base 397 to 1701 and encodes 434 amino acids. Gene Ontology annotation, molecular function: clathrin binding; phosphatidylserine binding; calcium ion binding. NCBI's taxonomy places the organism in Eukaryota, Metazoa, Chordata, Actinopteri, Cyprinodontiformes, Poeciliidae. The record is from RefSeq and is a predicted model, not a curated record. Gene Ontology annotation, biological process: synaptic vesicle endocytosis; regulation of dopamine secretion; calcium ion-regulated exocytosis of neurotransmitter. The transcript is spliced from 9 exons. Gene Ontology annotation, cellular component: synaptic vesicle membrane; dense core granule; axon.